Molecule: messenger RNA, 552 nt
Organism: Colossoma macropomum (tambaqui)
Lineage: Eukaryota; Metazoa; Chordata; Actinopteri; Characiformes; Serrasalmidae
Gene: birc5b
Product: baculoviral IAP repeat containing 5b
Exons: 4
Coding region: 51-494 (147 amino acids)
Source: RefSeq, a predicted model, not a curated record
GUCACUGUGAUCACAUACAGUGUCUAGUAUUCUGUAACGCCUGUGUCAACAUGUCUCAUGCUGAAGUACUCGCGGGCCGAUUCCUGUGUUUUGACCAAAUGUACAGCUUUGACAAGCGCCUGCAGACUUUCUCCGACUGGCCUUUUCGCGAAGACUGUCAAUGCACACCUGAGUUGAUGGCCAAGGCAGGUUUCGUGCACUGUCCCAGUGAGAAUGAGCCUGACGUAGUAUGCUGUUUCUACUGCCUCAAAGAGCUUGAGGGCUGGGAGCCUGAAGAUGUUCCCUGGUCUGAGCACGCCAAGCGCUCUCCAGACUGUGCAUUCCUUCAGAUGAAAUCUUGGGAUGAGCUCACAGCUAUUGAGUUUUUCCAUCUGGAGCAUGGCCGGAUCCGCAACUACAUAAGGAAAAUGGCACACAUGAAGAUUGCACAUUUCCGUGAUGAAGUGGAAAAUAUCAGCAAAAAUCUGCGAAUUCUUUUUGAUAUUGCAUCUUAAUCUCUUUAAAUGUAUUGUUUUUGUACUUGAUCUGCAAUCAUUAAUUUAAAUAAAUUGC